AUGUAUUUUGGAGAAUCGUAUCAUUGUUUCUUCUCUGAAAUUCCUCCAGAAAAGCCUUUUCAAGCUAUUGCCUUUUUAGAAGAGUUAUUACUUGAACAUGUCUUGUCGUGUUUUGAUAUUGUUUGGUUGCAUAGGAUCGGAAGGUUGAUCAAUAGAAAUAUUAAUGAAUUUAUUUGCAAUGGUUUGAGAAAUUACGAGUUGAAUUUUCCAGACUUUAUGGAAGAUUCUGAUGUUGUCGAUUCACCGUAUGCUAGUUAUAGGAGCAGAUAUGACAGUCAAUCUUUGAAAUCAUUCAUGAACUGUUUCAAGAAGGGAUACUUUUCAGGAGUGAGCUCUCUCGUUUUACGUGCAAAAGAUAUCAAAGCAUUACUGAAAGACAAUGUGUUGGGUGGCACAAAUUUGAAAACAGUUAUCAUGAGUGGUAUUGAUGAUGCUAUAUUCUCAAAAUGUCUUUCAAUUUUUAAAAAUUACUCGGGAGGUAUUACAUCACUUGUAUUUGAUAAUUGUGAGUUUGGAAAGCACUUUGUUCCUACCUUAAAUAAUGAAAUAUUCAGAGACUUGACAAGUUUGGAAAUUAAUAAGUCAAUUAUUGCAGGAAUUCAAAAUGAUCAAAAUAUUCAUGAAAAAUCACUUGUGAAACAACUAGAAAAAGUCACAAUCACGCAUUGCUUUCCUCAAAAGGAAUUUAUUAUGGGAAUGGAAGAAUCUAGCGCUGUUUUCAAACUGCUAAACAAUGCCAUCUUUUCAAAUGUGAAAUAUUUAAAUUUGAAAGGGUCUUGUAUUAAUUCGGAGGUUUUGACCUCUCUUUCAAAUAGUGAACAUAUGACCAAGUUGAUUUAUUUGAAUUUGUCCUCUACCUGCCGAAUGGCUUGGGACUGUAUUAUAUUGUCUGCUGGUAGUAGCCUUACCAAUCUGAAGGAACUAGCAUUGGAGAACAAUAACAUAUCACUUUCAGGAAUGUCAACUAUACUUAAUAGCAAGCAGUUAUCAAAUCUUAGAAAACUUUCAAUUAGUCCUGCUGAUUUCCUACUCGACAUAUAUGAAAAGGCCACUCCUAACGCGAAUAUUGAGACACUUAUUCUUUCAAGAUCAACAUUUAGCUUGGAAUUAUUCGAGAUGAUUAAUAUUAAAUCAUUGAAGCACCUAGAUCUUAGCAGUACCUCUCUCAACGAUGGCCAUUUACAACUCAUUUCAUCGAGUAUCUAUUUAUCAAAUUUGACAAGUUUAAAUUUGGAUUAUAAUAAUUUAUCUGACACGGGAAUUAUUGAUUUUGCGAAUAGUUCAAUACUAUCUAAUCUUGAAAUAAUAAGUAUUAGAGACAAUUUAAUCAUCUUCAUUGAUCCAAUUGAAGUUCUUCAAUCAAAGAUUCCCUCUCUCAAGAAAAUUUUGAUCUAG
Naegleria gruberi is the source of this 1395-nucleotide messenger RNA. RefSeq lists its product as uncharacterized. Gene Ontology annotation, molecular function: protein binding. The transcript has a single exon. Lineage: Eukaryota; Heterolobosea; Eutetramitea; Acrasida; Naegleriidae. The coding region runs from base 1 to 1395 and encodes 464 amino acids. The record is from RefSeq and is a predicted model, not a curated record.